AUGCCCCCUCGUCCACCCGCCGCACCGGCCCUGCCCACCGCCGUCGCCACCGCCUACUCCCUCGCCCUCCUGCAGGAGUACACACACACGCUCGACGCACUUCCCCUCGACCUCUCCCGCAACUUCGCCGACCUCCGCGAACUCGACGCCGUCCUCUCUGCCUCCGUCCACUCUAUCACCUCGAAGAUUGAGCGCCUCACAACUAUCAUCGAACAAGAUCACAAUCCGGACCGUAAGGACGAGCGUCUAUGGCUCCUCGCUGAGAUCGCCGAGGAGGCAAGCCGACUUAAACCCGGAGGCGAGGACAAAAUCCGCGUCGCUUGCCAGGCCGCCGACAACCUCCAGACGCACGAGGCCCAUCUCACCACGCUGCUCGAAAACGUACCCUCCCCCGACUUUGAGACCGCCGUGAUCAGCAGGAAUACCGUCUAUCCGCACGUCGCGGCUCGCCAGUACACCAUGCAGGGCAACACUCAGGAGGGGAGACGUCGCCGAGCCGCCCUUGCAGGGCAAGCUUACGGCGGCCAGGAAAGCCCUGCGAAACGCAAAAGAGCGACACCCCGAGAAGAGGACAACGACGCUGCGGCCUAUGGUCGUGCCCCGCGCAAAGAGCAGCGCGUUCUCGAGGGGCACGCGCCGACGCGACAACCUCGCGCGGCUGCUCGCGUGAAGAAGUCUGAUCGCGCCGCCUCACCAGCGGAGUCUCUCCUCUCUAUUGCCUCCCACAUCCCUCAGGCUCGUACCGCCGCCGGACAUGCCUCUGUCAUUGGGACCAAACGGGAAGGUAGCAAUGCUUCGGGGACACGGCGUGGGCGGAACUCCAACGUUGGCACUCCCAUCACACAAGAAGCUUUCGUUGUGCCUAACCCUCGUGCGGAGCAGCCACCGUCUGCAUCCACCUCGCAUCCCUCAUUGCCAGCACCAUUGGCUAAUCAGUCCUACGCAAGCGCAGCUCAGGGAUGGGCACGUGGACCGUUGGAAGGUCCAGGUGUCGUACGCGAUAUCAGCCUCCCUCCUCCUGGGGCAGAGGAUAGUGCGGUCGAAGGGGAUGAAGAGGAGCCGGACACGCAACUAUGGUGUGUUUGUAACAGAGGGAGCUUCGGGCAGAUGAUUGGGUGCGACAGCAAGACCUGUCAAUAUUCAUGGUUCCAUCUGGAGUGUCUGCAGAUGACCAAAAUCCCGGAAGAACAGACCGAAUGGAUCUGCCCUUAUUGCGAAGAAAAGGCUGCGAAGAAGCCUCGUGGAGGAGCGCGAGGUGGAAAGCGGCGCGGUGGGAGCGGCGCAAGUCGAGCCAAAUCUACGCAAAACCAGAACAAAGCCCCGGUCGCAGCGAAACCGUAAGGUUGUUUAUCAUCUUGCACGAUGUUGCCCACUGUCUAUCGUCGAUGUCAUCCACCUAUUGCUCAAUGCAGCAUGUCCUGAAUCUUCGUCUGCGCAUGACGGUGACUCUAUUUGCGUUCCGUCAGGAGCGAAUAAUAAUCCAGCUCUCUCCCUGUAUCAUCGCCACGCAUAUUGUAUCCACCGUUGA
Molecule: messenger RNA, 1528 nt
Organism: Punctularia strigosozonata HHB-11173 SS5
Lineage: Eukaryota; Fungi; Basidiomycota; Agaricomycetes; Corticiales; Punctulariaceae
Exons: 3
Coding region: 1-1341 (446 amino acids)
Biological process (GO): regulation of DNA-templated transcription
Cellular component (GO): nucleus
Source: RefSeq, a predicted model, not a curated record